Molecule: messenger RNA, 4613 nt
Organism: Corylus avellana
Lineage: Eukaryota; Viridiplantae; Streptophyta; Magnoliopsida; Fagales; Betulaceae
Gene: LIG6
Product: DNA LIGASE 6
Biological process (GO): DNA biosynthetic process; DNA repair; DNA recombination
Molecular function (GO): DNA ligase (ATP) activity; DNA binding; ATP binding
Source: RefSeq, a predicted model, not a curated record
GUAUACAUAUAGACAGACAUAUUGUUGGCGCCCAUUUCAGUUUCCGUUGUCCACAAUGCCUCAUGAUCAUCUCCCAUCGUAGCGCCCCCCAAGAAACCCCCGCGCAUGGCGUCGUCCCAGUCCUCCAAAACCCUAACCCUAGACUCCUCCCACCUCUUCCUCACCGCCCUUCAAUCCCUCGCUCAACAACAAACGCUUCCGCCACCACCACCGCUCUCACCCCCUCUUCCUCUUCCUUCUAUUCCUUCCUUUUUCCCACAAUCCAAGCUCGUCCCCAAAACCCGUUUCGCAGUCGACGCCUUCCGCUCCGCUGGCGAUUUCUCCGUCUCCUACUUCCUCUCCCACUUCCACUCCGACCACUACACCGGCCUCUCCCCCAAUUGGUCCAAAGGCGUUGUUUUCUGCUCCCACACCACCGCCAAUCUCCUUAUCAAAGUCCUCAAUGUCCCUUCGCCGAUCGUCGUCCCGUUGCCGCUCCGCGAAACCGUCGUGAUCGAUGGCUGCGAGGUUACGCUCAUCGACGCCAAUCAUUGUCCCGGUGCGGUGCAAUUCUUAUUCAGGAUUCCACGUCCCAACGGAGAAUUCGAUAGGUAUGUUCACACGGGCGAUUUUCGGUUCUGUGAUUGGAUGAAAUUAGACCCUUUUUUAGCUGAAUUUAUAGGUUCCGAUGCGGUUUUCUUGGAUACUACGUAUUGUAAUCCGAAAUUUGUGUUUCCGUCGCAAGAAGAGUCUGUUGAGUAUGUUGCUAGUGUGAUAGCGAGAAUAGGGAGUGAAUAUCAUAAGGGUGGUUCGAUGAGGAAUGUUUUGUUUCUUGUAGCUACUUAUGUUGUCGGGAAAGAGAAGAUUUUACUUGAGAUUGCGCGGAGGUGUGGUAGGAAGAUACACGUGGACGCUAGAAAAAUGGAGGUUUUGCGUGUUUUGGGGUAUGGAGAGAGCGGGGUGUUUACAGAGGAUGAGUGUGAAAGUGAUGUUCAUGUUGUUGGGUGGAAUGUCUUGGGUGAGACAUGGCCAUAUUUUAGGCCUAAUUUUGUGAAAAUGAAGGAGAUCAUGGAGGAAAGAGGGUACUCUAAGGUUGUGGGUUUUGUUCCAACAGGGUGGACUUAUGAAGUGAAGCGCAAUAAGUUUACGGUGAGGUCUAAGGAUUCGUUUGAGAUUCAUCUUGUACCUUAUAGUGAACAUUCAAACUAUGAUGAACUUAGGGAAUAUGUGAAGUUUUUGAAACCCAAGCGUGUUGUUCCUACGGUGGGUUUGGAUGUUGAAAAUCUAGACAGCAAGCAUGCUAAUAAAAUGCGAAAGCAUUUUGCUGGGCUAGUUGAUGAAAUGGCCAACAAGCAAGAGUUCUUAAGGGGGUUUUAUCGAGGGUCCUGUGAAAUGGUUGACAAGGUUCAAAAGGAUGCCAGCAAUGCCUCAAAUGAGGGGAUGGACGGGGAGAACGAGAUCAAGGCAUCCAAGGGAAAAACCAUUAAAAUAACUGAUCCGGAUCUUGUUUUGGACUUGUCAUCUUCUCUGAAAGAAUCUGGUACUCAAGAUCCAGUUGUCUUGAAUGUUGAGGAUGCAUAUUCUCUGAAACAGCCUGGUUCACAAGAUCUAACUGUGUUGGAUGAUGAGGAAACAGAGAAAAUCAUUCAGGAGCUUCGUGAUUGCUUGCCAGCAUGGGUCACUCGAAGCCAGAUGUUAGAUCUAAUUAGCAGCUCUGGAAGGAAUAUUGUUGAAGCAGUGUCCAAUUUCUAUGAACGUGAAACUGAAUUUCAUGAGCAAGUUUUUGCUUGUACAGCUUCUACAUCUACUUCUCAGACCAGCUCACUUAAUGACUCUGCAUCACUUUUGAACACAGGUAUUGUUAUGAGCAGUCCAGUUGUAACUGUUGGCAAAUCUUUAAGUCAAGACGGUGAGCCAGCCUGCCUGAUGCAUUUGAUUAAGAGUGGCAGUGGCAUUUCUCCUGGAAAAAUGAAUAGGACUAUUGGCGAUGGGCCAAACAAGAAAGUAAAAGUCAAUUCAAUUAACAGUGGCACUUCUCCUGGGAAAAGGAAAAUGAAUACUGUGAAUAAGCUAAACAAGAAAGCAAAGGUCAAUUCAACAUCGGGCUCUGGUGGGUCAAAACAACCUACAAUUACAAGAUUUUUCAGUAAAGUUUUGCCUGAUGUUUCUCAAGGUGGUAAGGUUGGAAGUACGUUUGAGCAAUGCCCUAAAGAUGAAAAUCUGUUGCCUGAUGCUGCUGCCAAGUUAUACGAGGAUGAAAUAGAUCUGUUUAUUCAAAUAAUAAAUGGUAACGAGUCAUCUAAAAGCCAUGCUGCCAACAUCCUAAAGAAGACAAAAGGAGAUAUAAAUAAGGCAUUGGAUAUAUACUACUGUAAUCCUAAGGGUGACCUUAGUGACUCUAGCAAACCAGUUCUUGCACAGAGUGGUGUCGACAACUGCUCUCCUGGCCAAACGAAGAAUGUGCCAGAGAGAUCAGAAUGUAUUCCUGAUAUCUCUGUUCAGGCAUUAUUAACAAAGGAUGCGGAUGCAACUCUUGUAUCACUACCGCCGGAAAAAUACAGUCCUAUAGAGCAUGCAUGCUGGAGGAGUGGACAACCUGCUCCAUAUAUACAUCUUGCAAGAACAUUUGGGCAGCUCGAGGACGAAAAGGGAAAGAUAAAAGCUACUUCUAUGUUGUGCAAUAUGUUCAGAAGUUUGCUGAUCUUGUCUCCGGAGGAUGUGCUGCCUGCCGUGUAUUUGUGCACAAAUAAGAUUGCUGCUGACCAUGAAAAUAUAGAGCUAAACAUUGGUGGUAGUUUGGUCACAUCAGCACUCGAAGAGGCAUGUGGCACAAAUCGGUCCAAAAUAAGAGAGAUGUAUAACAAGCUUGGUGAUCUUGGUGAUGUUGCUCAAGAAUGCCGACAAACACAGACAUUACUUGCCCCUCCUUCACCACUUCUAAUUAAAGAUGUAUUUUCUGCACUCCGAAAGAUAAGUGUACAAACAGGCAGUGGAAGUACUGUUCGAAAGAAAAGCCUCAUGGUAAAUCUCAUGUGUUCUUGUAGAGAGAAGGAGAUGAAGUUUCUUGUUAGAACUUUGGUCAGGAAUUUACGGAUUGGAGCAAUGAUGAGAACUGUUCUUCCUGCUUUGGCUCAAGCUGUCUUUAUUAAUUCCUGCCCUAACUUUUACCAUGAAGGAAGAGUUGAAAAUUUGAAGGAGAAGCUUCAGUGCCUUUCUGCGACUGUAGUUGAAGCCUAUAAUAUAGUCCCCAAUUUGGAUCUGGUUGUUCCCUCUCUCAUGAUCAAGGGCAUUGAAUUUUCUUCUUCAACUUUGUCAAUGGUUCCAGGAAUACCUAUUAAGCCUAUGCUUGCAAAAAUCACCAAUGGUAUCCCGCAAGCGCUGAAGCUCUUCCAAAAUAAAGCCUUUACAUGUGAAUAUAAAUAUGAUGGUCAGCGUGCCCAAAUUCACAAAUUAGUUGAUGGAUCUGUACGCAUUUUUUCACGAAAUGGGGAUGAAACAACAUCAAGAUUUCCAGAUUUGAUUAAUAUAAUUAAGGAGUCGUGUAAGCCUGCUGCAAUGACUUUUGUACUGGAUACAGAGGUUGUUGCAGUUGAUAGGAAGAAUGGCUGCAGACUCAUGUCCUUCCAAGAACUAUCUUCACGAGGGAGAGGGAGCAAAGAUACCUUUAUUACAGUGGAUAGUGUGAAGGUUGAUAUUUGCGUGUUUGUCUUUGAUAUAAUGUUUGCUAAUGGAGAGCGGCUGUUGAGCUUUUCUCUCCGCCAAAGACGAAAAAAACUGAAGGAUUUGUUUUAUGAUGAGAAGUUGGGAUAUUUUGAAUAUGCAAAGGAAAUGACAGUCGAAGCAGAUGAUACUUGUUUGACCAAUGAAGCCACGUUAAGUAAGAUAAGCUCUUUUCUUGAAGAUGCAUUCCGCUCCUCAUGUGAAGGGAUCAUGGUUAAAUCACUGGAUGUUGAUGCUGAAUAUUCUCCAUCAAAGCGUACUGACACAUGGUUAAAGGUCAAGCGAGACUAUGUGGAAGGAUUGAAUGACUCUCUUGAUUUAGUCCCAAUCGGUGCUUGGCAUGGUAAUGGGAGAAAAGCUGGAUGGUACAGUCCAUUUCUUAUGGCAUGUUACAACCCUGACACUGAGGAAUUCCAAAGCGUAUGCCGUGUCAUGUCCGGAUUCUCAGAUUCUUUUUACAGAGAGAUGAAAGAUUUAUUUUCUGGGGACAGGAUCCUGUCUAAAAAGCCAGCUUAUUAUCUAACAGCCGAGUUGCCUGAUAUGUGGUUUUCACCAGAAGUUGUUUGGCAAAUAAGGGGUGCAGACUUCACAGUGUCACCAGUUCACAAGGCUGCCAUAGGUUUGGUUCAUCCAUCUCGUGGAAUCUCAAUCAGAUUCCCUAGAUUCAUCCGCUCUGUUUCUGAUAGAAAUCCCGAAGAAUGUAGCACAGCUGCAGAUAUAGCUGAAAUGUUUCAAUCUCAGACUCGAAAGAUGGACGUGCCAGCUGAAGAUUGAUCAGUUCCUUGUUAUUCUGUACAUAAGCUGCUUUUGCAGUUCAAGUAGCGGCAUGUGUAGUGUACAAAGGAUGAGAUGCAGUUGAAGUUUUGCUACGUUAUCUGUUGCUGCAUUUUGAACAAUACUGAAAAGGAUUUCGU